Messenger RNA from Emys orbicularis (European pond turtle), 2479 nucleotides. RefSeq names its product CAS1 domain containing 1 (gene CASD1). The transcript has 18 exons. Bases 1 to 2397 code for a protein of 798 amino acids. The record is from RefSeq and is a predicted model, not a curated record. NCBI's taxonomy places the organism in Eukaryota, Metazoa, Chordata, Testudines, Emydidae. Gene Ontology annotation, cellular component: Golgi membrane. Gene Ontology annotation, molecular function: N-acetylneuraminate 9-O-acetyltransferase activity.
AUGGCGGCCCUGGCCUACACCCUAGGCAAGCGGGAGAUCAACCACUACUUCAGCGUGAGGAGCGCCAAGGCGCUGGCGCUGGGCGCCGUCCUGCUGCUCGCCGCCUGCCACGCCGCCUUCCGCCGCUACCGAGGUGAUGAUACAUGUGAAUAUCUUCUCUCCAGUGGGAGAUUUCUUGGGGGAAAAGUAUGGCAGCCCCACAGUUGUAUGAUGCAUAAAUAUAAAAAUAGUGAAGCAAAAAACUGCCUCCUAGACAAACAUAUUGCAUUUAUAGGAGAUUCCAGAAUUCGCCAGUUGUUUUAUUCUUUUGUAAAACUCAUAAAUCCUCAAGUCAAGGAAGAAGGAAACAAGCAUGGAAACAUUCUUUUUGAAGACAAAUCUGCAUCAAUUAAAGUGGAUUUCCUAUGGUAUCCAGAAAUUAAUGGCUCUAUGAAGCAACGUAUCAAAUCUUGGACUGAGGGUUCUAUUGCAAAACCUCAUGUAAUUGUAGCAGGAGCUGCUACGUGGUCUAUCAAGAUUCACAAUGGCAGCAAUGAAGCACUCAUGCAAUAUAAAAUCAAUAUCACUUCAAUAGCACCUCUUUUGGAAAAAUUAGCAGAGAGUAGUGAUGUAUACUGGGUCUUACAAGAUCCUGUUUAUGAAGAUAUGUUGAGUGACAGUAGGAAAAUGAUCACUAAUGAGAAAAUAGAUGCUUACAAUGAAGCUGCAAUCAGUAUUCUGAACAGCAGCUCCAGAAAUUCCAAAGCUAAAGUUAAAGUGUUCAGCGUUUCUAAACUCAUAGCACAAGAAACUAUCAUGCAAUCUUCAGAUGGCCUGCAUCUCCCAGAAUCAAGCAGAGAAACAAGUGCAAUGAUUCUUAUGAACGUCUACUGCAAUAAGAUUCUGAAGCCCAUUGAUGGUUCCUGUUGCCAGCCUCAGCCUCCUCUCACUCUGAUACAGAAGCUAGCUUUUUGCUUUUUUGCUUUGUCCAUUAUUGGAUAUUUAAUUCUCAGUUUUAUUUAUCGUAAUAAUCAUCGAAAAAACAAGCCAUGCACCGAUAUGGAAAGUGGAGAGGAGAAAAAACCUGUCACCAAUACAUCUCCUGUUUCUACUCUAGAGACACUGUUAUACUCCUUCUUCAAGCUGGGUCUAAUCAUGGCCUAUUUCUAUCUGUGUGACAGAGCAAAUCUAUUCAUGAAGGAAAACAAAUUUUAUACACAUUCAUCUUUCUUCAUACCAAUAAUCUACAUCCUGGUUUUAGGGGUAUUUUAUACCGAAAACACCAAAGAGACUAAGAUGUUAAAUAGAGAGCAGACAGAUGAAUGGAAAGGCUGGAUGCAGCUUGUUAUUUUGAUUUAUCAUAUCUCUGGAGCAAGCACUUUUUUGCCUGUGUAUAUGCACGUUCGGGUUCUGGUUGCUGCAUAUCUGUUCCAAACAGGUUAUGGGCAUUUUUCAUACUUUUGGAUCAAAGGAGACUUUGGAUUGUAUAGAGUGUGUCAGGUUUUAUUUCGUCUCAAUUUCCUGGUUGUGGUGUUAUGUAUAGUGAUGGAUCGACCUUACCAAUUUUACUACUUUGUUCCACUAGUCACUGUCUGGUUUAUGAUCAUCUAUGCUACAUUAGCUGUAUGGCCUCAGAUAGUCCAGAAGAAAGCAAAUGGGAACUGCUUCUGGCACUUUGGCUUACUGCUGAAACUAAUUUCCUUACUUAUGUGUAUAUAUUUUCUAGCAAAUUCUCAGGGUGUAUUUGAGAAGAUUUUUUCUCUUUGGCCAUUGUCCACAUGUUUUGAGCUGAAUGGAAAUGUCUAUGAAUGGUGGUUUAGGUGGAAGUUAGACCGCUAUGUAGUCUUUCAUGGGAUGAUGUUCGCUUUUAUUUAUCUGGCAUUACAAAAACGUCAGGUGCUUUCGGAAGGGAAAGGAGAGCCUCUCUUCUCCAACAAAAUUUCAAAUGUUUUACUAUUUAUUUCUGUAGUUUGCUUUUUGACCUACUCUAUCUGGGCUAGUAGCUGUAAAAACAAAACUGAGUGCAAUGAACUGCAUCCUUCUGUUUCUGUGGUGCAGAUUUUAGCUUUCAUCCUCAUCAGGAACAUUCCUGGAUAUGCCCGUUCUGUAUACAGUUCAUUUUUUGCCUGGUUUGGCAGAAUUUCUUUAGAGCUGUUCAUCUGCCAAUACCACAUCUGGCUAGCAGCAGAUACAAAGGGGAUCUUGGUGCUCAUUCCUGGAAAUCCAAUGCUCAACAUAAUUGUCAGCACUUUUAUAUUUGUGUGUGUGGCACAUGAAAUUUCUCAGAUCACUAAUGAUCUAGCACAGAUGGUUGUUCCUAAAGAUAAUACGACUCUGCUUAGAAGGCUGCUAUGUAUAGCUGGGUUUUUUUCUGGACUCCUCUUUUUGGCAGCAAUUCAAGAUCAAUCAAGGCAUUAACUUCAAGAAGUCCUUAAAACUUCCUUCAGGCUUACUUUGUGUCUGCCUGACGAAAAAUAUUUAACUGGAGAUACAAAAAACG